Messenger RNA from Pleuronectes platessa (European plaice), 5464 nucleotides. RefSeq names its product prospero homeobox 1a (gene prox1a). NCBI's taxonomy places the organism in Eukaryota, Metazoa, Chordata, Actinopteri, Pleuronectiformes, Pleuronectidae. Gene Ontology annotation, biological process: regulation of transcription by RNA polymerase II. Gene Ontology annotation, molecular function: DNA-binding transcription factor activity, RNA polymerase II-specific; RNA polymerase II cis-regulatory region sequence-specific DNA binding. The transcript is spliced from 7 exons. Bases 506 to 3256 code for a protein of 916 amino acids. The record is from RefSeq and is a predicted model, not a curated record. Gene Ontology annotation, cellular component: nucleus.
GCUCCUUAUAAAUAAAAUCCAGCGUCUCUGGCUCCUCUUCCUUAUUGGUCAGGUGGAGGCGUUACCUCACUCCGGGGCCAGUGACGCAGCGUCUUCACGUAUCCUUCACGCGCGUCUCCCCCCGUUCCUUAUUGAGAGUCUUGCCGUCGGUCAGAGCCGAAGAGACACGGUGCGCUCGAUACCACACACUUCCCAUCCCGGGAGGAGAGCGGCGCACAAGAGCAACCUCUCUCUCUCUAUCUCUCUCUUUCGCUCUCUCGCUCCCUCCCGUACACACGCUCACGCCCGCCCGCGCGCACGCACGCCCUUCAUACGUCUCCACUUCGCCGUGGUAAAAUUACGGCAUUGAUCUCAACGGCGAGUGCGGAUCUGUCUCCUGCGUUCUCCCCUUUUUCUUCGACGGACCGACUUUGGGAAAACACGCUCCUCCGGUGAGAAGUGACUCCUCUCGUCCUGCACGUGUCUGUGAGGACCCCUGGUCAUGUCCAGUUAGCUGCCCUGCGUGAUGCCUGAUCAUGACAGCACCACCCUCCUAAGUAGACAGACGAAGCGCCGACGCGUCGACAUCGGGGUGAAAAGGACUGUGGGUAGCGUAAUAUUCACCCGCGUCAGGGACACCCUGUUUGACAGCAUGAACCAAUCGCAUGGGCCCGAUCAGGACGGAGACUGCUCGUUGGUCAGCCGUAGCCACGGGGGCUCAAGCGGCGAUGGCGAGAAGUCGAAUGUCUUGAGGAAGUUGCUGAAGAGGACCAACUCGUAUGAAGACGCCAUAAUGCCGUUCCCCGGUGUGACCAUCAUCUCUCAGCUACUGAAGAACAACAUGGGAAAGAAUGGAGGGAGUGACUCAGGCUUCCAGGGGAGUGGUGCUCUGUCCAGUGGAGGCUCAGAGAUGCAGGCCGAAGACGCCUGCAGCAACUCCUCCCGCGACCAGGACAGCCCGUCUGACUGCCUCUCUCCCGGGCCUCCUCUUCCCCCUUCCUCUUCCUCCUUCGGGCGACCACUGCCUCCUUCAGGCCUCAACUCCCACGCUCCCUCUCAGGCCCUCUCCCUCUCCUCCUUCGACUUGGACCGGCUGUCGGACGAGCACCUUCGUGCAAAACGUGCCCGCGUGGAAAACAUCAUCCGCGGAAUGAGUCACUCGCCACUGGUCCGGCCCAGUGCCGGCGACCACAACCAAGAGAGCCACCGCCACAAUGAGAACAGCAGCAGCAACAGCAACAGCAGCAAUGAUCACAGAGGAGACGGCAGCGGCCACAACAUCAGCAACCACAGCCACAUCCGGAGCGACUGUCCCUCCCUCAUGAGCUCUCCAGGCUCCCGCGCCGUGGUCGUCGGUGUCGGCGUUGGUGCUGGUGAGGUUUACCGGGAGAAUAAGAGAAAGCAGCGUCUGCCGCAGCAGCAGCACAGCUUCACCCAGCUGGUGUGUUCCAGGCAGGAGCAAAGGCAGGAAGAGAGACGGCAGCUCAAACUGCAGCUGGAGGACAUGCAGAAACAACUAAGGCAACUUCAGGAGAAAUUCUACCAGAUCUAUGACUCCGAGACGGAGGAAGACGAGGAGAAUGGCGAAAGUGGAGAGGCGGACCGAGGAGGAGAGAGAGAGGAGGAUGGUAACUUGUCAGAGGACAGCAUACGCUCCGACGGCUUGGAGGAAAGGCACAGGGCCAGGGGGCGGCACAGACAUGACGAGCUGUCCGAGCUGGACCCAGGUCUCUUCCUGGACCGGGCCCGAGCCCUCCUCCGAGAGCAGGCAAUGUUAGAUGGAGAAAUAGAGGAAGACGUGGACGGCAGGGAGGAGGAGGAGAGGAAUGAAGAAAGGGUGAUGAAGAGGAGAGGGGCCGCAGCAGGAGGAGGGGUAGGAAGAGGAGGAAGGCAGUUAGCAGAGACGCUGAAGCAGGAGCUGAAUUGUGCCGUGUCGCAGGUCGUUGACACCGUCGUCAAGGGCUUCUCUUCGCCCAAGCAGGCCAUCAGUCACCAUCACGGCUGCCACAGUAGCACCCCAGCAGCACCCUCCUCUUCCUCAAACUCAUCCUCUUCCUGUCCACCGCCUUUCGGGCCUCUCCCUUCCCUCACCCCUCCCUCACGAUUUAGCGGCGGCGCUCUGGCCCUCACCCUCAACGGUGGCGGCAGUCCCACUCCGAACUACCACUCCUCCAACCAGAGGCUGCACUGCUUCGGCGAUGUCAUUGUCCCGAGCCCGAUGGAUUCAUUUGGAGGCUUGAGUGGCAGACUGAGUGGCGUGCCGACGCCGAACGACCAAACAGAGGCACUGCCGCUGGUUGUGCGCAAGAGUGGCGGAGGCGGCGGAGGAGAGAACCUCCACCCCUCUCUUCCUCCUCCGCCUCCUCCUCCCCACCAUCCCUCUCACCAUCCCUCUCACCAUCCCUCUCUCCAUCCCUCUCCGCUCACGGCCUCUCUCGGCUUUAGCCCGCCAUCGUUUCGCCACCCGUUCCCUCUUCCCCUCAUGGGUUACCCCUUCCAGAGCCACCUGGGGUCGCACGGGGGUGGCGGUGGCUACCAUCCAGGGCCCAAGGACCACCAUCGGUCCUCGCCCGAUUCCCUGGACAUGACCCGGGAAACGAUCAGCCUCCGAACCAAAAUGGCCUCCCUCGGAGGGGGUCAUCUCAGUCACCACCACCAUCACCACCACCACCACCGGCAGAAUUCCCCGAACCAGCACGGACCAGAGGGCCUGUCCCUGGCUCUCAUCAAGUCUGAGUGUGGAGACCUGCAAGACAUUGCUGACAUCUCGCCCUACUCCGGCAGCACUAUCCAGGAGGGUUUGUCUCCCAACCACCUGAAGAAAGCCAAGCUGAUGUUCUUCUACGCCCGCUACCCCUCCUCCAACAUGCUCAAAAUGUUCUUCUCCGACGUCAAGUUCAACCGCUGCAUCACCUCCCAGCUGAUCAAGUGGUUCAGCAACUUCCGGGAGUUCUACUACAUCCAGAUGGAGAAGUUCGCCCGGCAGGCCAUCAACGAGGGCGUGACCGCCGCGGAGGACAUGACGGUGGGCCGCGACGCCGAGCUGUUCCGGGCACUCAACAUGCACUACAACAAGGCCAAUGACUUUGAGGUCCCCGAGCGAUUUCUGGAGGUGUCUCAGGUGACUCUCCGGGAGUUCUUCAACGCCAUCGUGGCGGGCAAGGAUGCCGACCCCUCCUGGAAGAAGGCCAUCUACAAGGUGAUCUGCAAACUGGACGGCGAGGUCCCGGACGUCUUCAAGUCCCCCAACUGUCUACAAGAACUCCUCCACGACUGAGGAGGUCGCGAGGAGGGAACCGUGAGAAGACUGUGAGAACACGUUUCUAGAGGCCUGGGUCGGGUUGAGGUCUUCAGUGAGAUACGUUUGAAGGAGUUUGACGAUGCAGAGACUUGAAGUUAUUCUUCUCCGAGGCUCCGGGGGAACGUUUGCUGGUGGUUGUUUUUCGGUCAGCCCAUCUUUUAAAAGACAAACCCCGCCCUCCAGAUGUUUUAUAAAGAAAAUAAAAAAAUCCCUCUUCACCGAAGGCAGAGGACCGAGACUCCUCAGAUUAACAAAUCCUGCAGAGACUUUUAUGACUUAAAAGCAAAACGGUGAGAGUUGAAUAUCCUUGCACUUACAGAACAGCCCCUCCCGACCUGAAACCCCCCAUCCCCUCUUUCUCCUCCACCUCGUCCAAGCUCGCUCUUCGUCCGGCCUCACCGAUGAAGAGGAGGUCUUCAGCCCCAAGACCUGGGACUGGGAGCGAACUAAAAAUGAAGAUGAUAAUAUAUAUAUAUACAAAUCUUUUUAUUGUGGAUGUUUUUAAGUUACAUGGACAUUUUGGAAAAACAAAAGUGAUGUUUCUGUAUUUUUUUUCUCCUUUGUAUAAGCUUACACCUCCUCAGUCACUUACAAAGACACACACACACGCAAACACACACACUUUCACAUACACACACACAGAGGAAAGCACAGUAGCAAUUCCAAAUCCCCAAAAACUAACUUAGUUGUUGUUUAUUUCCCUUAAUUCCCCCUCCUCUUUUUACUUCUUCCUCUUCUUACUGUACUGAGACUUCCUGGGUGUUCGUCUUGACUGUGCCCCCCCCCCCCCCCUCCACUCUGGCUGCCCCUUUUGGCUCAUGUUGCAUUCAGGUACCCAGAGCAUCAAUGGCAAACAUUUUCAAUAAGAAUUAAAUGACUGAAACAACACCAAUCCUAUUUUUCUUUAACGAUUUUAGAAGACCAAGUCAAAGUAUCUGAGACGGUAGUGUUAAUAGUGAGAUUAUUUAUAAACCAGAUUAAAUAGAGCGACCCGUUCUCCUAAUCUCCAUCUCGAUUUUCUGCAUUUACACAAUUCUAGCUGCAGAAUUGACAUUAAAAAGUGACCCUUCUUUGUUUCUUUUUUUUAUAUGGAAACACAAACCUCAGCUCCCACACACUGUCGGCACUCGAGUGAAUUGACUCCCUCGUUUUAAACCCUCAUUAGUCACUUACUACAUAGAAAACAGGAAAUGCCUGAUGAGGGCUCGGAAAAUAUACGUCGGUGCUUUACUUUUUUUGGGGGGGUAUUUCUGUGUUGCAACAUAGACACAAAUAUAUAAAUGAUAAGGUUUACUUCUGUUGUUGGAUGGGGUAGUCAGGCCAUGUUUGGUGCUGUACUAAUUUUGGUGUCAUUGUUUGCCUUUCAUUUUAUUUCAUUUGUGGGUCAUCUUUAACAUCUUUGUUUAAUUUCAUUUAGAAAGAAAUGUGGAUUCAUGCCAAACAGAUUGCUUAAUUUCAACGGUCAUCCCAGUUUCGACUGGUUCUUAGAUCACAGUGCAAAUCCCAAGAUAAACAAGAAUAUGGUCGAGAGCAUAUUUCCCCCAAUUUCAAUCUCAUUGAUUUCAGCUUUCUAAAUAUUUUUUAAAUCAAGAUUCAUGAAUUAUUUCCUGGAAAAAACUAUAGGAAAACAUUCCUGGAUCAUCCCCCUUGGUCCAGAUCUUCUUCCCUGACCUGUACCGCAUUCUUCCACAAAGUUUCAUAGACAGGUUUGAACUCUGAUGACCGACUUUGCUACAAUCAGGUGUGUUUCAAAUAAAAACAGGAUUUUCCCACAUUAUGAUAUUUUAACCCCCCCCCCCCCUCAUCAAAAGCGACAAACCGCGGGAUGGAAGCGUGGUUGUUAUUUCAGAUACUCCUCUCUGCUCUGGCAGAACAACAGGGGCAGCUGAGCCAGGCGGGUCGUGUGUGAAGUGUUUAAAGGUUUUAACAGCAGAAAAAAAAGAAGAAAAAACGACAUACAACAAAAUGCUGAUAUUUGUAGCUUGUAUAGAUGUAAUAAUUACUCUGGUCACCCUGAUACUUUUAUUAUUUAUAAUUGAAAUAAUUAUUCCUAUUAAUGUUAUUAUGAUGAUGAAGAAGAUGAUGAUGGUGAUGAUGAUGAUUAAUUCUUGCUACAGAUUUGACCAGUGGUUUGCUCAUUGUUUAUCCAUCACACUGCAACAUGAAAUAAAUUAUUCUUUGAAA